This is a messenger RNA of Melozone crissalis (California towhee), 1847 nucleotides long. Its product is annotated as mothers against decapentaplegic homolog 6-like. NCBI's taxonomy places the organism in Eukaryota, Metazoa, Chordata, Aves, Passeriformes, Passerellidae. Gene Ontology annotation, molecular function: I-SMAD binding; transcription regulator inhibitor activity. Gene Ontology annotation, biological process: SMAD protein signal transduction; cell differentiation; transforming growth factor beta receptor signaling pathway. The record is from RefSeq and is a predicted model, not a curated record. The coding region runs from base 430 to 1449 and encodes 339 amino acids. Gene Ontology annotation, cellular component: heteromeric SMAD protein complex. The transcript has 4 exons.
UGAAUAGGGAUGGGGUCUGCCAAGACAGUGCCUUGUGGUGUCCCCCUGCCCAGAUCAGCUCUCAGCUGGACCCUGCCCUGUGCUUGUGCUCUGGUGUCUGUGGUGCUUUUUGGGCUCCUGGCUGCCUUGGUAGCACGGUGCUGGGCAUCCCUGACCACUGCAGCCCACGCAUCUUGUGCCAUGUCCUGGUGUGGUAGCCCUGAUGUGCUGGCCCUGGCGGUGGCUCAGCCCCAGGGCUGGCUGGGAUGAGGGAAAUCAAUGAAUUCCCCAAACGGGAAGGUCCGGGGGAGGGGAGAGCGCAGGAAAAAGUGCAGGCAGUGACGCGUGACGGGCAGAGCAGUGCCGGCCGCCCCGAGAGCACAGCCCCAUGCAGUGCCCUGGAGCCUCUCACCCACCUCCACCACCCACCGUGGUCCCCACGACCACGGCAUGUUCCGUUCGCGCCGCGCCGGGCUGGUGCGGAGGCUGUGGCGGCAGCGCUGUGCAGCAGCCAGCCCCGAGGAUGGCCCCGCUGCCCUCAAGCCAGCGGUGCAUGCCCUCUUCAAGAAGCUGAAGGAUGAGGAGCUGGAGCUGCUGGUGCAGGUGGUGGAGAGCCGGGGCGCCUGGGAGUCCGGCUGCGUUCUGGCACCACGGGGGGACCCACGAGGGGUCAAGCAGGGGCUCCCCCCUCAAGUCCUGCUCUGUCGCCUCUUCCGCUGGCCUGACCUCCACCAGUCCCAUGAGCUCAAGCACCUCUGCUACUGUGCUGGGGGCCAGGGAGCCUGCGGGGACUUGGCUGGGCUGUGCUGCAACCCCCAUCACUUCAGCCGCCUGGCUGUACCCGAAACUCCGCCACCCCCGUACUUGAAGGCGUCCUGUGGUCCCUCCUGGCCAGAUGAGCCCCAGCUCAUGGAGUUCAGCUAUGACGGAGGGGACUGGUGCGACACCAGUCUCUCAUGGAGCACCAUCACGGACGGCUGCUGGUGCAAACUGGCUUACUGGGAGUACCGGACGCGCGUGGGCCGCCUGUACGCCGUGCACGAGGCAUCGGUGAACGUUUUCUGCGAGCUGCCCUGGGGCAGCGGCUUCUGCCUGGCACAGCUGCCCGCUGCCUACCGCAGCUGCGCCGUGCGCCGGGCACGGGGCAAGAUCGGCCGGGGGCUGCAGCUGAGCCAGGAGCCGGGCGGGGUGUGGGCCUACAACCGCAGCGAGCACCCCAUCUUCGUCAGCUCGCCCACCCUGAGCCCCCCCGGGCUGCCUGUCCUCAAGGUGCUGCCCGGCUACUCGGCAAAGGUGUUCGAUUAUGAGCGGGCAGGGGGCACAGGGGGCUGGCAGCUGCCUGGGGAGGGGCCCUGUGACCCCCACAGUAUCCGCAUCAGCUUUGCCAAGGGUUGGGGACCCUGCUACUCUCGGCAGUUCAUCACCUCGUGCCCGUGCUGGCUCGAGGUGCUGCUGAACCAGCCACGCUGAGGGUGGAGCUGGUGGGGAGGUGCCAGGGAGGUCCCCCAAAGCAGGUUCACAAGCUGGGGGGCCCUUCUACUGUUCCUCAGCCUGUGUCUUCCGGGGCUGUGUUGCAGCAGGAUUGUCCUGGCUCUGGGGACUCUGUGCCUCAGUGCUGACUGGAUGCAAUGCCCCUCUUGCAGGGUUCACCACCUUGCCAGCACCUGCUUCCCCCAGCCAUGGGGCUCUCAGUGACACAGGACACUAUUUAAUAUAUUUUUAUUAUUAUUAUUAUUAUUUUAAUGUUUAAGUUUAUAUUAAUUUAUCUAUUUUUGUAUAAAAAGCAGAGCAUGAGGCAGGAGUCCCCAUUGUCAGGGCCAGGCCUGGGGGUGGCAGCUAGGGCUGGUGGAGACAGGGGGAGCAGGAGA